AUGUUGUACACGAUAGCACUCUUCGUCACGCUUGUUGGCUUGGCAGCAGCACAGUCCUCCGGUCAAUUCGCUGACUUAAUCAACGACCUCCAGGGAACAUGGUCCACUGGUAGCGGUGCCGUCCGCACUGGUCCUGGCUUCUGGAAUCCCCGCACACAGCAAUUCACAGUCCCACCAACAGCGGGCCGCUCUUUCAGCUUCACAAAAGAUGGUUUCUGGGAAGAAGCCAUGUUCCAGUGGUCCAAUGAUCCAACCUUGCCCGAAUGCGUAUCAGCCACCCUCCUUUGGCAGCACGGCAACUACUCCUUCAACCCCAUCAACGGCACUCUUCGCAUGGAUCCUUUCUGGGGCGAUGGCUUUCAAACUCAAUGGAUUGGCUGCGACGCUACCUCCUCAGCAACCAGCAACAACACAGCAGCACCCGUGGCCAGUUACAAUCAGGUCUACUUGUACGACCCUCCCGCGGUCAGCAUCGACUCGCACUAUGGCGUUUCAAGCUACAAGUUGGAGAUGGCUCAGUUGAGCGGAGAGUUGCUCAACCCAAUGUGGAAGGUGCUGAACCCUCCAUCUAUGUUGCCUACUGAUGUGUUGCAUAUCAAGAGGUACGGUCUCGAAUAA
Messenger RNA from Ustilago hordei, 618 nucleotides. RefSeq lists its product as uncharacterized. Gene Ontology annotation, cellular component: endoplasmic reticulum; endoplasmic reticulum membrane. The transcript is spliced from 4 exons. Bases 1 to 618 code for a protein of 205 amino acids. The record is from RefSeq and is a predicted model, not a curated record. Lineage: Eukaryota; Fungi; Basidiomycota; Ustilaginomycetes; Ustilaginales; Ustilaginaceae. Gene Ontology annotation, biological process: 'de novo' protein folding.